AUGGCAACAGAAGCAAGCCAAGAAUUAAAAUUACUUUUUACUCUAUUUGAUGUUGAUAACAGUGGAACACUAACAAGAGCAGAACUUAAAGAAUUACUUCAAUCACCUGAUCCUGAUGGUCCUUCAGUUUCAGAAAAAGAAGUUGAUGAAUAUCUAAAACUUGCUGAUACUGAUAAUAGUGGUGAUAUUUCUAUGGAUGAAUUUGUAGCUUUUAUAAAUAAUAAUGUUCCACAAGGUACAUAUGGUUUAAAAAGUAUAUUUCGAACAAUUGAUACAAGUGGUGAUGGUGUUGUUGAAAAAGAUGAAUUUGAACAGGUGAAAAAAACUAAAACAAAUUUGAAUCAAAAUUUAAUUAAUAUAUUCGAGAAAAAAUUUCAAAACAAUGAAACCAGUGAAAUUACCUAUGAACAAUUUGUCGAAGGUGCCAAUGAAUAUUACAAUAGUCUCAAUAAAAAUUGA
This is a messenger RNA of Rotaria sordida, 459 nucleotides long. The record is from the annotation of a GenBank genome assembly. NCBI's taxonomy places the organism in Eukaryota, Metazoa, Rotifera, Eurotatoria, Philodinida, Philodinidae.